Aspergillus steynii IBT 23096 is the source of this 5610-nucleotide messenger RNA. It is a transcript of the gene swr1, whose product is annotated as putative SNF2 family helicase/ATPase (Swr1). Gene Ontology annotation, molecular function: histone binding; ATP hydrolysis activity; ATP binding. The transcript has a single exon. Gene Ontology annotation, cellular component: Swr1 complex. Bases 192 to 5204 code for a protein of 1670 amino acids. Lineage: Eukaryota; Fungi; Ascomycota; Eurotiomycetes; Eurotiales; Aspergillaceae. The record is from RefSeq and is a predicted model, not a curated record.
UAUCUGUCCAUCCACCCGCUUUUUCCGUCCCCAGUCGCGCUACAGGGCCGAUAACUAUGCCAAACCUUGGGUGGCACCUCGACUCAGUUACCGCUACACUUUGAUGCCAAUUUUCCCCAUUUCGACCUUGUCCUCGUUGGGAAAACUGGGGUCGGCUGAAAAGAGGGCCCCUGCCUCCGUCGUUACGAGACAUGCAAAACGGCAGCUCCGAUGGCCUUGUACACCAAAAUGCACGCGUGACCCCCGAUCCCGACCCAACCCCAUCUGCUCUUGCUACGCCCGAUCCUCCCGUCGAUUCUGCGACUCGUGAUUCGAUUCCUUCGGUGCCCAAAGAAGACGAGUCCGCUCCCAACCACCCGGAAGGUCCGCCAUCCAAGAGGCGAAAGCUUGCGGACUCGGCCGCCUCGCGUCGGUCGAGCUCCCGCGCAGCGUCGCCUCCGUGGAAGAAACCCGGCGUCGAUGGUCCGACUUCCUUCAUCCAAGAUGGCCGACGCAAGUCCUCUCGAGUCAACUCCGUACCCGUCCAACUACAGCCUCCGUCCGAUAAAAAGCCGACGCGAGCGAACCGGAAAUCAUUAGUCGGCAAGAAUGUUGCUGGCCGGGGGGAAGGCGCUGCAUCGUCACCCUUAUCGACAUCUACCUCAUACCCGGAGAUUAACGGAAAGCCCCUUGGUGGUAACGCAACUGCUAAUGGUUCACCAAGGAGCGUCACCAUCCGGGGUGCUUCUACUCGACGACCACGCGUAUCACAAUCGCCGGGGCCAAAACAAACCCAUACGCGGACAAGAUCCCAAAGCUCCGGGACGCCAAACUCCGCUCGUCGGCUUCCAAACGGAGGACUCAACGGUUUUGGUAAUGUGACAAAUGGAGCGAAUGACAAUGAAGGAGGCUACGGGGUCGUCGAGAACGAGGGUGAUGAAUCCCACCAGCGAGUCCCUCGGCUGCGGAUCAAGGUCAAGAAGCCGUCGAUCGGCGUCCAACACCCCUCUCAUGUUAUACCCCCUCGCAAGUAUGGAUCGUUUAGAGAAUGGCUUGAUAGCGAUGACGGGCGAGCGCGGGAUGACACAAUUCUCACACCAGAGGAAGCGCAUGAAGAGGCUCAGAAGAGGCGCCGAAUCGCAACCGCUGCAGAGCCGGGCGGCCCUUUGAGUUCAGAUGUAUGCUCUGCAUACCUCCCGGAGCAGCAAGAAGAGCCACCGCAACAGUUUUCGCACCAGGAUCAUCUGGUUGCGCACGCCCUGUACUUUAAGAAGCUUCUUGACCAGGAACAUAGACGUCAUCGCCACAUGGCAAAGCUUUUUGCGCAAUGGUGUGCCGAUGCAUGGAGGAAGCGAAACAAGGACCCCGAAGACAUUCUCAGGGAACAGCAGGAGGAAGUACGAGGAAAGCGCAAGCAGUUGGCUAAGGACCUUCAGAAAAUGUUCGAUCUCACUCGAGCAGAGGUGGACAGAAUGCGUCUGGCCCACUGGGAAGAAGAACGCAAAGCGAAGGACCAACAGGCUUUGGAUCGUGCAAUCAAGCAAUCUACUAUGCUCUUUGAAAAGCGACGAAUGGAAAUCCUUGGCGAAACUGGAAGCGAUGCCCUUGAAUCCAGCGAAGGCGAGGAAGCAGAAACAGAUGCUUCGUCGGGCGAUGAAGAUAACGAAAGCAAUAUGUCGUCGACGGACUCUGAAAGCGAUGGGGGAAACUACGUUGAUGAUGACGAGGGGCUAACAGCUGAAGAACUCCGGUUGAAGUAUGCCAAUCUCUCGGAGCCUAACAAAGUCUCAGACCGCAUGUCUUUGGCAUCCGAUGAGACGAAUCCAUCGGACAGCGCUAGUGUCUCACGCGGACCUGAUGCAGUUGACUCUGAAGUGCCUUCCGAGCAGGUGGACCCCAACGCGGUCGAGCUGGAGGAAGUUGACCCCAUGCUCAUGGACGACAGUGAUGAGGCAUCCACAGACAUGGAGGACGAUAUGGGAGAGACUGACGAGGAGGGAGAUUCAGGUGAUGCUGACUCUGACGAGGAUGAUGGGCCCGGAUUGUUCGGUUUUUUCUCUGCGAAAGAUAUUGCGUUGAACGACGAUCAACAUCAAAGCGAUCUAGAUGAUGCGGACGAUAACCUCGAAAGUCUUUAUGGCGGUGACAUGAAAUUGACUUCGGUUGAUGAUGAGGACGAAGAACCAAGUGACCCCGACGAGGUUUCUCUUGUUCCUAACGGACCGGCCAAUCGAGAGUCCACCCCCCAGGAUAUGGAUAUCGCCGAGACCUCCCUUGUCGGUGACAAUGCCUCCGCCGACAUUGCUCCCAUCGACGUCGACCAGACCAAUGGAAUUGAGAUGGUUGAAAGCCCUCCUCGCGAGAGCCCAGCCAUCGUCGAAGCAACUACUGAAACCAAUACUGACUCCCGGGAGGAGAUGUAUCCGGACCAGCCUGAUGCUUACAAUAGUGGCGAGCCUUCUAGUGAGGCAUCCCCAGGAACACUUGCCACCAAACCUUCCGAGCCUGAGUCAGUCUCCUCAUAUGACGCCGCAGCAGAAAAGGGCCGCCAGCCAAGCGAAUCGCCGGCUCCAGGAUUGAAGACGCCAGUGCCGCAUCUACUCCGCGGAAACCUCCGAGAAUACCAGCACUUCGGUCUGGACUGGCUCGCCGGUCUCUACACGAACCAAAUCAAUGGUAUCCUUGCGGACGAGAUGGGCCUAGGGAAAACCAUACAAACGAUUGCUCUGCUUGCUCACUUGGCCGUAGAGCAUGAGGUAUGGGGGCCGCACUUAGUCGUCGUCCCUACCAGUGUGAUCCUGAACUGGGAAAUGGAGUUCAAAAAGUGGUGUCCGGGUUUCAAAAUCAUGACCUACUAUGGCAAUCAAGAGGAGCGCCGUCAGAAGCGCAGGGGAUGGAUGGAUGAUACUAAUUGGAACGUGCUGAUUACUUCCUAUCAAUUAGUCCUACAGGAUCAGCAAGUCUUGAAACGAAGGAACUGGCACUAUAUGAUUCUGGAUGAAGCGCACAAUAUUAAAAACUUCCGUUCCCAGAGGUGGCAAGCUCUUCUCACUUUCCGCACUCGCGCGCGGCUUCUACUCACCGGCACCCCUCUCCAGAAUAACCUAACGGAAUUAUGGUCCUUAUUGUUCUUCUUGAUGCCCACGGAUGGCGGCGAAGCUGGAAUCGAGGGUUUCGCUGACCUAAGGAAUUUUUCUGAAUGGUUCCGGCGUCCGGUGGAGCAGAUCUUGGAGCAUGGCCGGGAAACGAUGGACGACGAAGCCAAGCAAGUUGUCACCAAGCUUCAUACUGUUCUGAGGCCUUACAUCUUACGACGUCUGAAGGCCGAUGUAGAGAAACAGAUGCCCGGAAAGUAUGAACAUGUCGUUUAUUGCAGGCUCUCGAAACGCCAGCGUUAUCUGUAUGACGGCUUCAUGUCCAGGGCGCAGACCAAAGAAACCCUUGCCUCGGGGAACUAUCUUUCCAUCAUCAACUGCUUGAUGCAGUUGCGAAAGGUGUGCAACCACCCGGACCUUUUCGAGACCCGGCCAAUUUCUACCUCGUUUGCGAUGGCACGCUCUGUGGCCACUGAAUUCGAGAUAAAGGAGCAUCUCGUUCGCCGGCGGUUGCUAUAUGAGCAUCCGCUCAACAGGCUGGAUUUGGACUUCCUGAACCUGGUCCCUAUUUCGAGAGAGGACAUAUCUCGACGACUCGCAGAUGAUAGUACAAGACUCAUGGCUUACGGUCCAUUUAACAUACUUCGGGAACGUCAGUAUCACCGGACGAACUGGCAGAUGGAAUUCGACGGGUCUACGGUGCAAACCGCACUCCAAGCCUUGGAAAACGACUGCAGAAAAGUAAGAAUGGCUGAGCUGGAAAGAUGCCUAUACUUCGAAUCAAAACGUCACGGUCGUCGCCCAGUAUACGGAGCCAGUCUGCUCCAGUUCCUUACGGCGGACAGCAAACAGCGACCAACUUCGAACGGUCCCCUCCGGAAGAACUCACUGGCGGAUUGGCUGUCUAGUCGAUCUUCCGUCCUGGCGUCCAUGAUCCUAUCCGUUGAGGAACGCGCACAGAAUCUGGAUGGCUAUGUACAGCGAUACGCUUGCAUCACCCCGGCUGCAGUUGCUUCCGGGAUUACCGAGGCGGCCUUGACCCCAAUCAAGACGCGACAUCUCAAUAGAAAGGAAAGAUUGCCAGCCUAUGACCCAUUCCAUGAAGCCCAGAUGCGCCUGUCCAUUGCCUUCCCCGACAAGAGGUUGCUGCAGUAUGACUGCGGUAAACUACAGAGGCUUGAUAAGCUGCUGCGAGACUUGAAGGCUGGCGGUCACCGGGCGUUGAUCUUCACCCAGAUGACUAAGAUGCUUGAUAUCCUGGAGCAGUUCCUCAAUAUUCAUGGCCAUCGGUAUCUUCGGUUGGACGGUACCACCAAGGUCGAACAGCGCCAGAUUCUUACCGAUCGGUUCAAUAAUGAUAAUCGUAUCCUCGCGUUCAUCUUGUCCAGUCGAUCCGGUGGACUUGGUAUUAACUUGACAGGUGCGGAUACUGUGAUAUUCUACGAUCUUGACUGGAAUCCAGCCAUGGACAAGCAGUGCCAGGAUCGUUGCCAUCGUAUCGGGCAAACGCGCGACGUGCACAUCUACCGGUUUGUUUCGGAGUACACCAUCGAAUCCAACAUUCUCCGCAAAGCGAACCAAAAGAGAAUGUUGGAUGACGUUGUCAUCCAGGAGGGUGAAUUCACAACAGAUUACUUCACCAAGCUGGAUGUGCGUGACAUGAUCGGCCACGAGGAGGCCCUAGAGAGCCAGGACGAGGCCAGCGCCGCUAUGGAUCGGGUGCUUGAAAAUCGGGUUUCCGGCGGCUCUCGGGUGGUCUUCGAGCAGGCCGAAGACAAGGAGGAUAUCGAUGCGGCCAAGAAUGCGCAAAAGGAACUGGAGCAUGCCGAUGACGGCGAUUUCGAGGACCGCAGCGUCUCGCAAGGCACGCCCGCUCAGACCCAGGCAGGUACGCCGAUGGCCACAGGCCCCGAUGACGGAGCCCCCGGGCCGCAAUCCUCGACAACGCCGAAUGUGCAAGGGGUCGACGAACUCGUCGACACCGAGCUUCAGCCGGGCCAUGUCGAUGAUUAUCUUCUACGAUUCAUGGAAUGGAACAUGAAGGAUGAACCGCUGGUGUUGCCGGUGGACAAAAGCAAGAAGAAGUCGAAGAAGGGCAAGGAACAUCGGCUUCACAAAAGACGUCGCUAGGAUGGACUAACGAGUCCCCUGUAAUUUUAUCUGUGCUUUACGUAUUACUCUUUUUCUUUUCUUGUCUUCUCCCCUUCAUUAUCAUUGUGUUUUGUGUAUGUGCGUGCGUUGCCCUCUUCAUGAGCUAAAAGGGGGUUUGUCUGGAGUUGGAAUGGCGUCUUUUAAUAUCAGGGAUGAGACACAAAAGAAACCUUUACAUGUAGAGGGUAUUUUUCUUUUCUUUUUUUCUUUUCUUUUUUGGGUGCAGUUGUUCCUUUCCAUGUCUAAACUAUUCUACUUGACGGGGAGGGAGAAUACGCCCUGGGCGAUGGAUAUACAUAUUCUGUACGUUACGAUGAUAUCCAGAUGACUGUUAGCCCAGUUGUGUCAACACAUUUCUUUCUCACUGGCCCUAGCCUCAGAUUAA